This is a messenger RNA of Acomys russatus (golden spiny mouse), 1300 nucleotides long. RefSeq names its product zinc finger protein 431-like. The record is from RefSeq and is a predicted model, not a curated record. Gene Ontology annotation, molecular function: RNA polymerase II cis-regulatory region sequence-specific DNA binding; DNA-binding transcription factor activity, RNA polymerase II-specific. NCBI's taxonomy places the organism in Eukaryota, Metazoa, Chordata, Mammalia, Rodentia, Muridae. Gene Ontology annotation, biological process: regulation of DNA-templated transcription. The transcript is spliced from 4 exons. Bases 89 to 1300 code for a protein of 403 amino acids.
AGUGACCUACAAUGAUGUGCAUGUGAACUUCACUGGAGAAGAGUGGGCUUUGCUGACUCCUUCCCAGAAGAAUCUCUACAAAGAUGUGAUGCUGGAGACCUACUGGAAUCUGUCUGCUAUAGGCUACAAUUGGGAAGAUCAUAAUAUUCAAGAGCAUUGUCAAAGUUCUAGGAUACAUGGAAGGCAUGAAGGAAGUCAUACUGGUGAAGAACCCUCUGGAUAUACUCUAUGUGAUAAAGCCUUUGCACAUCACAGUCAUCCUCAAAGUCAUGACAGAACACACACAAGAGAGAGGCCCUGUAUAUGUAACCAAUGUGGUAAAGCCUUUGCAUAUCAGAGUAGUCUUCUGUAUCAUGAAAGAACACACACUGGAGAGAAACCCUAUGAAUGUAACCAAUGUGGUAAAGCCUUUGCACGUAACAGUCAUCUCCAAGUACAUAAAAGAACACAUACUGGAGACAAGCCCUAUGAAUGUAACCAAUGUGGUAAAGCCUUUCCCUAUCACAGUAGUCUCCGAAAACAUAAAAGAGCACAUGCUGGAGAGAAACACUAUGAAUGUAACCAGUGUGGUAAAGCCUUUGCAUUUCAGAGUAUUCUUCUGUGUCAUAAAAGAACACACACUGGAGAGAAACCCUUUCAAUGUAACCAAUGUGGUAAAACCUUUGCAUUUCACAGUAGUCUUCUAUAUCAUGAAAGAAUACAUACUGGAGAGAAACCCUAUGAGUGUAACCAGUGUGGUAAAGCUUUUUCCUGUCACAGUAGCCUCAAAACACAUACAAGAACACAUACUGGAGACAAGCCCUAUGAAUGUAACCAAUGUGGUAAAGCCUUUGCAUAUCAUAGUAGUCUCCGAAAACAUAAAAAAAUGCAUGCUGGAGAGAAACCCUAUGAAUGUAACCAAUGUGGUAAAGCCUUUGCAUUUCAGAGUAUUCUUCUGUGUCAUAAAAAAACACACACUGGAGAGAAACCCUAUAAAUGUAACCAAUGUGGUAAAGCUUUUGCACGUAACAGUAAUCUCCUAGUACAUAAAAGGAUACAUACUGGAGAGAAACCUUAUGAAUGUAAUCAAUGUGGCAAAGCUUUUGCACGUAACAGUAAUCUCCUAGUACAUAAAAGAACACAUACUGGAGAGAAACCCUAUGAAUGUAACCAAUGUGGUAAAGCCUUUGCACAUGACAGUUAUUUCCUAAUACAUAAAAGAACACAUACUGGAGAGAAACCCUAUGAAUGUAACCAGUGUGGUAAAGCCUUUGCAUGUUACAGUAAUCUCCGAAGUCAUAAAAGAACACACACUGGAUAG